AUGUUAACGUUCAAAAUCUUUCCUCGUCAGAUCUUGCUAACAAGUGUAAUUUGCCAGACCAUCAACUUGGUGAAUGGCUAUUGUAUCAGGUAUACGGGAGGCCCAUGCCGAGAAACUCAGACUAUGAUUAACGGUCAGUGUGUGACCUACUCGAUCGUCAGUGGACCCUGUUCAGCGGACGCCCAGUGCAUAGGUGGAUCUACGUGUCAGAACUCCAUCUGUCAGUGUCCAUCGGGAUACACCGCUAUGUAUGGCUUCUGUAUCCGAGACCCAGCCAGUGCUCAAUGCAGUAGUAACGAGGUAAGUAAAUUCAUUUGGUCUCUUUCCAUUUUCCUUCCUUGCCUUCUCAAAGCGAGAAAUAGUGAGCAUUCACUGUUUGGACGGCCUUCCGACCCACAUAACUCUUGGGUUCUAUUGUAG
Cooperia oncophora is the source of this 420-nucleotide messenger RNA. Lineage: Eukaryota; Metazoa; Nematoda; Chromadorea; Rhabditida; Trichostrongylidae. The record is from the annotation of a GenBank genome assembly.